GUAAUGAAAAACUGAGCCGCGUCCAGUCCAGCUGGAUGUUUCCCCGGCCGAGCUCGAGGUCCCGCGCGCCUCAGUCCCUGCUCAGCUUCACCCCGCGGGGGAUUCUGGGAGGGGACGUCGCGGCUCUCGGGUCGCUGGGCGGGUUUCCAGAGCCCGCGGCGCCGGGAGGACCUUGUUCUCCAAAAGAGAAGAUUGAAGAAGGAAGGAAGAAUGGCUGUUGGACUAUGUAAAGCCAUGUCCCAGGGUCUGGUGACCUUCAGAGAUGUGGCUCUAGAUUUUUCUCAAGAGGAAUGGGAAUGGCUGGACCAGUCUCAGAAGGAUUUAUACAGAGAUGUCAUGUUGGAGAACUACAGGAACUUGGUAUGGCUUGGACUCUCCAUUUCUAAGCCCAACAUGAUCUCCUUAUUGGAGCAAGGGAAGGAACCUUGGAUGGUGGAGAAAGAGAUGUCAGAUGGUCAGUGUGCUGACUGGGACUCUUGGUAUGAAAUCAAGGAAUUAUCUCCAAAAUGGUACAUUGAUGAAGAGGAAAUAUCCCAGGGGAUGGUAAUGGAAAGACUUACAAGUUAUGACCUGGAAUAUUCCAGUUUCAGAGAAGCCUGGAAAUAUGAGGGUGAAUUUGAGCGGCAUCAACAAAAGCAGGAGAGGCAUUUCAGGCAAGUGACAGCACUUAAGGAAAUCUCUGCUGUGAAAAGAGACAAUAAAUAUAAUAAUUCUGAGAGACGUGUUCUCUUGAAAUCAGUACUUUCAACACAAGAGAGAGUUCCCACAGUAGAGCAAGUACAUAAAUUUGAUAUUUAUGAUAAAAUGUUUCCCCCAAAUUCCAUCUUAAUUGAACAUAAAAGAUUACCUGCUGAGAAGGAAUCUUUGAUAGAUAAUGAAUGUGAAGAAUUCAACCAGAACACAUACCUUAGUAAAGAUAUAGGAAUUCCUCCUGGGGAGAAACGUUAUGAAAGUAAUGAUUUUUCAAAUCUCUUAAGUUUCCACUCAUUACUUACUCAACAUCAAGCAACUCAUUUUGGAAAAUUACCGCAUGGAUUCAAUGACUGUGAUGAUGCCUUUAGCUGUUACUCAUUUUUUACUCAACCUCAGAGAAUUCACAGUGGAGAGAAACCAUUUGUAUGCAAUGACUGUGGAAAAGCCUUUAGCCAUGAUUUCUUUCUCAGUGAACAUCAAAGAACUCAUAUUGGAGAGAAACCAUAUGAAUGUAAAGAAUGUAACAAAGCUUUCAGACAGAGUGCACACCUUGCUCAACAUCAGAGAAUCCACACUGGAGAGAAACCUUUUGCAUGCAAUGAAUGUGGGAAGGCCUUUAGCCGUUAUGCCUUCCUUGUUGAACAUCAGAGAAUUCACACAGGAGAGAAACCAUAUGAAUGUAAGGAAUGUAACAAAGCCUUCAGACAGAGUGCACACCUCAAUCAGCAUCAGAGAAUUCACACUGGAGAGAAACCCUAUGAAUGUAAUCAAUGUGGAAAAGCCUUCAGCAGACGCAUCGCCCUUACUCUGCAUCAAAGGAUUCAUACAGGAGAGAAACCCUUUAAAUGUAAUGAAUGUGGGAAGACUUUUGGCUAUCGCUCACACCUUAAUCAACAUCAGAGAAUUCAUACAGGUGAAAAGCCUUAUGAAUGCAUCAAAUGUGGGAAGUUUUUUAGGACUGACUCACAACUUAAUCGACAUCAUAGAAUACAUAGUGGAGAGAGACCUUUUGAAUGCAGUAAAUGUGGGAAAGCCUUCAGUGAUGCUUUAGUUCUAAUUCAUCAUAAGAGAAGUCAUGCAGGAGAGAAACCCUAUGAAUGUAACAAAUGUGGGAAGGCCUUCAGUUGUGGCUCAUACCUUAAUCAACAUCAGAGAAUUCAUACUGGAGAGAAACCCUAUGAAUGUAAUGAAUGUGGGAAGGCUUUCCAUCAGAUCUUGUCCCUUAGGCUACACCAGAGAAUUCAUGCUGGAGACAAACCCUAUAACUGUAAUGAGUGUGGGAAUAAUUUUAGCUGUGCCUCAGCCCUUAGACGACAUCAGAAAAUUCAUAAUAGAGAAACUCUCUGAUUAUAACAAGUAUAUGAAAGAAAACAUUUAGUCACCACUCAGUCCUUAUUAAAUAAAUAUCAGUGAAUUCUUUGGUUAAUGAUUCUAUGAAUGUAGUAAAUAUGGGAAAGCCUUCAGUUUAUGAGCAUCCCCCUUAUUUGAAAUAGCCUGAAUAGUAGACAUCUAUUACUUUUGGAUCUGUUCUAUGCCCCAUUUGAAACUUACCUCACCCUCAGUGCAUAUCAUUCUGAUGAAACUAUUAGGGAGAGUAGUGGCUUGGUCAUAGGCUGGCCACAGUCUGGUUAAUAAGGGAGUGGCAGAUGGCCAUGUUUGGCCCACUAGAACCCUAGGGGGGUAUUGUUAUGGAUAGUAAGAAAAGAUCAUUUUUUUUCCUGGAAUUGCAAGUUUCACAGAUUUAAAGGAUUUUUCAUGGUUCAGAACUCACCAGUAGCUUUUUUGUCACCACAUGAGGAAAGCCUUCCCAAGAUCAGUCCAACACAGAGGAAAAUGGAGAUAAGAGACAAAUCUGAUGACAUUGUUUGACCUUCUGAAUUCAAUCAUGCCUGAAGUCUAUACCAUCUUUUACUUUUUAAUUUUUGUGAUCCAAUAAAUUUUCUUUUUUUGCUUAAUUUGAAUUGGAUUUUUGCCUCUUGGAAUUACAGUCCUGAUUCAUACACCCUAUGUUUGCUAUACACGUGAGAAAGCCUUAAUCUUUUAUGGCAUAAUUAUCCUGAGAAACCUUUUGCUAAAACAAGUAUAUGGAAGUUGAAUACACAGCCUUCAUAAAGCUGAGAGAAUUAUUACAUUUUAUUUGUUGAUAAAAAUUGAUUUGGUAUUUAUUAGACUUAUAAUAAGGAUGGAUUUUUAAAAAUUCACCUAGUAAAACUCCUUAACAGGCUUUCCCAUAAGGAAUUAAAAUCACUUGUGGUGGUGACUCACUAUAGGCCUUUAAAGAAAGAGUGGCAAGCUAAGAGAAUAACGGAUCUGUCACAUUAAUGAAUGGCUUCUCAUCUUAAAGGAAUUAUUUGAUUUUCUGUUUUCAGUAAGGGUUUAAAUAUACUGUGUAAUAGAAUAUAAUAGAAUUGUAAAUGAGGUCUUCUUUUGUGGGGAGAUUGUAAGCUUGGUUUAAGAAGUUUGUGGAUAACAGGGCGCCUGGGUGGCUCAGUCCUCAAGCAUCUGCCUUUGGCUCAGGUCAUGA
Messenger RNA from Callorhinus ursinus (northern fur seal), 3217 nucleotides. RefSeq names its product zinc finger protein 527 (gene ZNF527). The record is from RefSeq and is a predicted model, not a curated record. Lineage: Eukaryota; Metazoa; Chordata; Mammalia; Carnivora; Otariidae. Gene Ontology annotation, biological process: regulation of transcription by RNA polymerase II. Gene Ontology annotation, molecular function: DNA-binding transcription factor activity, RNA polymerase II-specific; RNA polymerase II cis-regulatory region sequence-specific DNA binding.